GCCAACGUGGACCCUCACCAGUACGGUGGAGGGAGUACUGCUUGGGGGAGAAGGACGACUCACUCAGAUCGCACUGAACGAUUUCCUCCGUAAUACAUUGGGCGGCAGGGGAGUCGUGGAGGCCAACGAGAAUGUCCCUCUUGAGAGUUUUGUUGCGCAACCCGAGGCAUUUAUAGCAAAUGAGGAUGAUCUGCGCCUGAUACUGGCGUCGCCGUCCUACACGGCCAUAAAGGAAGCAAUUGAAGAUGCACGCAGGCUCGUGGAGCACGAGGUGGACGCUCUUCAGCGCUGGAUGAAAUUUGCGCAGAAGAAUAUUGUUUCUCCUGUUGGACGGACGAAGCUCGAUGCAGCCCUUGCAGCGGCGGUGGAGGAGGAAACGAGGCAGAGGCGGGAAGAGUUGGAGAAACUGCCUUGGGAAGAGAGGGUGUACCGGUCGGUGCACGAGGCGAAGUGGGGCUACGUGGAGUCGGGCCACGCGGCGGAGCCGCUGGGGAUGAGGGUGGUGGAGGCCAACUCCAGCGAGCCGCACGCAGCGUGGAGUGCGGGUGAGGUGAAUGUCAUACCUCAUCCAGGUGAUAUCGACGCGAUCGCGAAGAUUGAGGAGGAAGAGGAUGAGGAAGAGGCCAGUGGUGUGCGGCUGGAGUUUCUGGUGCUCACCUCCGAGAAAGGGUGGCCGUACGGAGGGUUUGGAGAGGCUUUCAAGGACGUGUUUGUGCGCAAGGAGGUGGUGCGUGUGUGGAACGUCCUCAAACAGGAUAUCGACGGCUGGCCCACCGCUGCUGGCAGCAUUUUCUUGAGGCGGCCGUACGUUGUGGUUGGAACGCCCGGCAUUGGCAAUUCGCUGGCGGUGGGGUCCUUCGUGCUGCACCAGCUCCUACACUACGACGGUGGGAAGGUCCCUUUGGUGGCCUACUUUGUGGACGGGUUAAUGUACCUUUUUCACAAAACAGGAGAACAGGCAGGGACCGUGGUGCAAUACACAAACACUGAUCAAGGUGCGUUGGUCGUCCAGACGUUGGCUGGAAGGCAUGUUGCGGGUUACUACAUUUUUGAUGUGACUAAGGGACGUUGUCCUCCACAUAGGCUGCCCAAAGAGUAUUGGGGUGGAAUUGUGUUGACGUCGCCUGAUAAAAGCAACUAUGAGGAGUGGAAGAAACAACGGGGCGCAUUGGAUAUUUAUGUCAACUGCUACACUCCACGAGAGAUGAAGGCGUUCUACGCGUGGCAGAAGCGCAACUCGCGCAUAAGCGAGGAACGAAGAAACACGAUGGUUGAGGAUUGGAAGACGAUGAAGCAACGCAUUGAUAUGGUUGGAUCGCUCCCUCGCUAUGUCUUCGAUGAGGGGGCCUUUAAGGCACGGUGGGAGGCAAUUGAGGCUGUGCUGUCCGGUAGGUCCGACGCAGCCUGGAAGCGCUUCGCGAAACUUUUGUUCGGCAAGGCUGAGUGGCGCCAGGACGGAACAACGCACAAACUGAUCAAGCUUGUGCGUGUGUUGGUGGUGGAGAGGGACGAAAAUGCAGAGUGGGGCGAUGAAAGUGAGUCCGAAGAGGAAGAGGAGUCAGGGGAGGAGGAAGAGGAAGAGGACGAGGAAGAGGAUGAGGAAGAGGAUGUGGUGGUGGAAAGCUCCAGCAAUUAUCCCGUUUCACGCGAGGUCGAAAAAACUUUGCGGCGAAUGGUGAUAACUGAGAACUUGCAGAUGUCAGCUUUGCUGUCCGCCCUGGGAACGUGCUGUUUUGGUGCCGCUGCCGAUCUUGAGCGCUUGGGCUGCUUGGCGUUUCUGAUCGGCGGCGUCGUCGAGGCAGUUGCCCGCAAGACGAAGUACAUUCCCCGCACUGCGGGGGGAGAACCGCGGGGCAGCGUGCUGGCGGACGGACACGCACGAGGACGCUUUCCAAGCAGGCCCUGCUUGCUCGAGUACACGACGGAAGGGGCUCGGAACACUGUAAUACAGAAGGUUGACCUUGAAACCGGUGUUCUGUAUAUCCCCGACACACGCCCUUUCCCCGUGCUGGGCGCGUUUUACGUGGCCGAGGUGCAG
Molecule: messenger RNA, 2038 nt
Organism: Trypanosoma conorhini
Lineage: Eukaryota; Euglenozoa; Kinetoplastea; Trypanosomatida; Trypanosomatidae
Product: retrotransposon hot spot (RHS) protein
Exons: 1
Source: RefSeq, a predicted model, not a curated record